Nannochloropsis gaditana CCMP526 is the source of this 753-nucleotide messenger RNA. RefSeq names its product mitochondrial carrier domain-containing protein. The coding region runs from base 49 to 315 and encodes 88 amino acids. The record is from RefSeq and is a predicted model, not a curated record. The transcript has a single exon.
UACAAGCCGUCGAUUGGAGCAAAUUCAAUUUGUGCUUACAUUUGAUUCAUGCACUGUGUGUGUCUAGGUUUAUGCUCUUCCACAACAUCGGACGUGUGCUCGAAUUGCUUCCGCGUUAUCAAAACUACCAAACAGACGUCAGAAUCAUCAAUUACAUACCGGCAAGCUCUACGUCACAUACUGGAUGAGGAUGGCAUUCAGGGUUUAUUUGCUCGAGGCUUGCAAACAAGGUUUUUCGCGGGUUGGGACUUGAUGUCGGCGGGCUUUUGGGGUACACUUAACAUCAGAAGGGCUGCGGAAGUACAGGUGGCUUAAAGGGCAUUUCUCCCCCUCCCUCACUCAGGUUGGCUGCAAACGCUCUUCAAGGAAUGUUGUUUGCUGUGGUAUGGCGGUAUCUGGAAGAAUCCCAGCUUCUUUUCGGAGGCUAAUGCACGCAGCUCUAUUGUGUAUUUCUUCUGUUGCCUGUUAUGUAGUGUGCAGAGAGCUCCAUGCAUAAAAUUAGGGAUGAUCGUAAAACGGAUUUAAAAAGAUUGACGACUUUGCCAAGCAAUUCGAUGGAAGGCUUCUUUGGAGCUUUUUUACAAUGUCAAGCAUUUCACCGCAUAGUCUUUGUUUGUCUUAUCAUAUUUCUCUUCCAUCGAUGCCAUUUCCACACUAAGGCGGUCUUUCAGCUCAGCUGGUCCAAGAUUGCCGCAAUGAUACUGGAUUAUGAUGUAGACUGAAAUUUGGUUCAGAGCUCCUCAACUCCUUCCU